UCGGUGACGUCACAGGGAUGGGCAGGUCACGUGGCUGUGUCCGAGGGAAACCUGCGGUUUGGUGAAAUGGGACAGAGAAGGCAGGGAAAGGACGAGAAGCGACGAAGGUGAUUCCUGGACUCACUGUACGUACGUUCAUACCAGGUUUGCAUUCUGCCCUGCCAGCCAAUGGACCAUCACCAUCCUCAUGUCCAACGGACGAGGCUUAUACGGACGCACUGAGCGAGACCGCCAGGCGCCCUACUAUGACCAAGUACCACAAGGCUCCCUACCCCGACAGAGCUCCUACGAUCCACUGCCGCUGAGAGAGCAGAGAGCGCAUCGACUGGCUCAGAGCGCCGACCCGCUCCCACCCCCGCCUCUGCCAGACCAGCCACCCGUCGGCCCAGAGUUUGAUCCCAGCGGCCCUGAAGACCACCCGCCGGAGCCCGACCCCGCCAUUGACAUCAAACCUGUCCACCGCUUCAUCCCGGAAUCAUGGAAGAGCUUCUUCAGAGGGAGUAACAACAGCAGCAGCAGCAAGCCGUGGUCCAUGCCCACCUCCUCUAACAACACCAACAAUACGACAGAGGGGGUGCGCUGCUCACCUCCACACUCCCCCUCUGUUCCCGGCUCGUACCGGGAUCCCUAUGGCGGCUCGGGCGGCAGCUACAACUCGGGAAAGGAGCUUCUGGAACUACAAGGCGCCCCGGAGUCUGGCUCAGGGCGCACCUACCGCACUGCUCUAACCUACAGCGAGCGGGUGGAGGAAUACCAUCAGCGCUACGCCUACAUGAAGUCCUGGGCGGGGCUGCUGAGGAUUCUGGGCUGCGUGGAGCUCCUGCUGGGGGCAGCUGUGUUUGCCUGCGUCUGUGCUUACGUCCACAAAGACAACGAGUGGUUCAACAUGUUCGGAUACUCAUCUCCUGGAAGUGCAUAUGGAGGAGCUUACUACGGCGCCGGCACAGGCGGGGCCUACUACACCGGCCCCAAGACCCCGUUUGUGUUGGUGGUGGCAGGGCUGGUCUGGGUGGUGACCGUGAUCAUGCUAGUGCUGGGGAUGACCAUGUACUACCGCACCAUCCUGCUGGACUCCAACUGGUGGCCUCUGACUGAGUUUACCAUCAACCUGGCGCUGGCCGUGCUCUACAUGGCAGCAGGCGUUGUGUAUGUGAACGACACAACCCGCGGAGGGCUCUGCUACUACCCCAUCUUCAACAAUGGCAUCAACGGGGCCUUCUGCAGGACAGAGGCAGGCCAGACUGCCGCCAUUAUCUUCCUCUUUGUGGUUUACCUCAUUGGAGCCUUGGUCUGUCUCAAGAUGUGGAGACACGAGGCUGCGCGCAGGUACCGGGAGAGGUAUGCGCAGAUGCAGCCCUCUGAUUUGCAAGCUGCACAGUCACUGAUUGUUCCAGCUCCUGCUUCCAAAGCUCCAGAACAGGUCCAAGGCUCCGCGGUCGCUCCCAUCCAGGCUGCUCCAAAACCAGUUCCAGCCAAGGUUUUGCAGGGAGCUAUACCAUCGGGACACAUUCCAAAACCCGUCAUUGUGGCCGACUACAUCGCGAAGUACCCACCGAUCCGGUCAGAUGAAGAGCGGGACCAGUACCGAGCCGUGUUCAACGACCAGUAUGCAGAGUACAAAGACCUCCACGCAGACAUGCAGGCUACCCUCAAGAAGUUCGAUGAGAUGGACGCUAUGAUGCGCAGUCUGCCGCAGCACCCGAGCAGCCAGAUGGAGGUCGAGCGCAUUAACAAAAUCCUUCAGGAAUACCAGAGGAAGAAAAAUGACCCUACUGUCCUCGAGAAGAAGGAGCGCUGUGACUACCUGAAGAACAAACUGUCUCAUAUCAAGCAGAGGAUCCAAGAAUAUGACAAAGUCAUGGAGUGGAACGACGGAUACACCUAAACAUCGGUGGCUUCUCUGCCCCAGAAGACCACGGGACACGAGUACUGUUGACAGCUGAGCAGUCCUUGAGGUGGAAAGGCAUUUUAACUGGCGCCAUCAGGACUACGAAGAGGACUUCCUGCUUUGUCUUUCAAAUCUGCAUCAAAGUUGUCUAACAGCAGUUUGUUUGUGUGUGUUUGUUAAAGGCACCGGUAGAACAUUUUAUACUUAAAGGUAUAGUUCAACAUUUUGGGAAACAUGCUUUUUGGCUUCACUGGUGGAGAAUUACAUGAUAAAAUCAACACUACUGUUGUAUCUGUAGGAUAAAUAUGAAGCCAAGUCCACUAUCCAGUUAGCUUAGCACACAGAUGAGGGGGAACAGCUAGCUUGACUGUAGCUGUAGCAGGUUCCACCUUUAAAGAUCAUCAGGAUUAUUUUUCUUAGAAAUAGUCCAACACGUUAAUUAGAAGUAUUUGUUGUUGCACUUACAAACAAAAUAUGAACUGAUAGUGAUCGGCCCCACAGGCGGUCGGGCUACCUGUUUCCACCUGUAUGCUAAGCUAACCAGCUGCUGCUUCAUAUUGACAAAAGGAAAACAAAUUAGCACAUUUCCCAACUUGUCAAACUGUUCCCCUUAAACUUGUCUGAUAUGCAAAGACCUGACACUCUGUGAUACUGUGAUUGUAGCUGAGGCUUAACGCUGGUUUCUGAUGUGAAUGAUUUCCUGUCAUCAGUGGGACAUGAGAGGACAGAGAAGUAUAAAAUAUGCAGCACAGUUUCCGUCUGGCUCUGCGCCUCGUUACACUUGUCAUGUUUGUUGGUUUUCUGCUUUUCCAGAUGAUGAAAACCACCAUUUGUCAGGAGGUAACCCAUCAUACCGGCUGUGACCAUGCAUCGUUUUUAUUGCACACUGCUUUUUUUUAUAUGCAACUGUUUACCUGAAUCUGGAAAUGUGCCUGUUUAGUGGCAUUAUAAAUGCUGUAUGCAUAUUUUGUAACACUUGUGACUUUGUUCUGCCAUUUCAAAGAUUAAAUAUUUUGUAUUAUGCCACUGUCAAAAUAUGUCCAUUAUCUUCUUUACACCACUGUAAAAUCAGAUCUCUAAUGGAAAAGCUGUUGUAAUGUCUGCCUUCUAAUGUUAGAUGAUAUAAUUGCAAACAUUUUGCUGUAAGUGUCCACGUUCUGUCUUAAUCUGGUGCUUUCUGUUCUCAGAAUACACUUUUGCUUAUGCACUGACAGUUUGGUCUUUUUCUUUGUUUGGGCAGCUUCUUUCACUGGAAGAGAAAGUGCAUUGUUUGCACCGUUUGUUGCUGUCGAUGCUGCUGUUAAUACAGCUUAUUUUGUUAUAUUGCACAGCCUUAUGCUGGUUUACUGUUUGCACACUGGGAGCCGAUGUACCUGAGUCAAAUUCCUCCUGUGUCCUUCCCACCUGGCCAAUGAAGCAGAUUCUGAUUCUGAACAUCCCAGAAUCUAGCUCAGGUUUCUGAAAAGUGAAACUAUUUGUUCUUUAAUGUCAUAAGAUAUUAUUACUAAUUAAACAGAAGCAU
Monopterus albus (swamp eel) is the source of this 3410-nucleotide messenger RNA. RefSeq names its product MARVEL domain-containing protein 2-like. The record is from RefSeq and is a predicted model, not a curated record. Gene Ontology annotation, cellular component: apical plasma membrane; bicellular tight junction; cytoplasmic vesicle. NCBI's taxonomy places the organism in Eukaryota, Metazoa, Chordata, Actinopteri, Synbranchiformes, Synbranchidae. Gene Ontology annotation, biological process: bicellular tight junction assembly.